Messenger RNA from Mesocestoides corti, 699 nucleotides. The record is from the annotation of a GenBank genome assembly. NCBI's taxonomy places the organism in Eukaryota, Metazoa, Platyhelminthes, Cestoda, Cyclophyllidea, Mesocestoididae.
AUGCAGUCUCGUUUUGGGGCCGUCCUUUCACCGUCAUUGCAGUCCAUCGUGGACAAAUACUCAAACAUGGCCGCCGAUGCAUCCGAAGGACAAACACUGGAUGAUUAUGGUUUUUCCUUCCCAAGGCAGCAACUAAAGGACGCGCUAACAAGACUCCUGGAGUCACCGGUGAAGCACGUGAAAGCGCCAAAAACCAAAAUCAAAAAAGACCUUAAAUUCCGGUCCAAAGAGGCGCGCUUACUUAGGAGUCUAAACUAUUCAGACGGCCACGCCAAGACACUGCCAAGGCGACGCGUCUCCCACUCCCACCGGGUGAUCGCCUCCUUGGAGGACAUCGAAAACGCCCUUCAAAGGCACGCCAAAGCACUGCUUAGCCCCUCACCGUCCCUUCAAGACAAAUCGCCGUUUCGUUGUGAUUCCGUGCGGCAUCCGAGGCCAGUGGUGUGGGAGGAUAGGACCUGCAGUCCCCCAGCGCUCGUCCAGCACAAUCGUCGCAGCAGUUCACUGCCGUAUGUCACCACGCCGGCUUGGUUUGUGCCCAACAAAGCCUCGUCCUCCAUUCUCACCCUCCACCGUGAUAACCACGCAACCCCGCUGUCUACCGAGCAGUUGGAACGGCACUCCUUCUCCACUGGGGGUCCCCUGCCCUGGAAGGAUCGUGUUUCAGCCUGGCUCGACUCUCAACGACCUGGGCGGUAG